Molecule: messenger RNA, 471 nt
Organism: Strongylocentrotus purpuratus (purple sea urchin)
Lineage: Eukaryota; Metazoa; Echinodermata; Echinoidea; Camarodonta; Strongylocentrotidae
Product: ATP-dependent DNA helicase Q1-like
Exons: 3
Biological process (GO): double-strand break repair via homologous recombination
Cellular component (GO): chromosome; cytoplasm
Molecular function (GO): nucleic acid binding; 3'-5' DNA helicase activity; ATP binding
Source: RefSeq, a predicted model, not a curated record
AUGCCGAGUACUUGGGUUGCCGAGCACGAGUACAAGUACUUGUACCUCCGAGUACAAGAACGGGUCUCCGAGUACGAGUACUUGUACUUCCGAGUACGAGUACGAGUACAAUUGAAAGCAACCAAUGCAGCCAUGUUGGAUCCCAAAGCCCCCCUGCGUCUGCUGUACGUCACCCCAGAGAAGAUCGCUAAGAGUAAACGCUUCAUGGCCCAGCUCCAGAAGUGUUACAUCAAGGGACGGCUGGCCAGGAUCGCUAUUGAUGAAGUGCACUGCUGCAGUCAGUGGGGGCACGACUUCAGGCCAGAUUAUAAGAUGCUGGGUGUCCUCAAGCGACAGUUUCCUGAGGUGCCCGUGCUGGGAUUGACUGCCACGGCUACAGCUGGUGUGCUUGAAGAUGUCAAGAGCUUGCUGAACCUGCACGCUUGCGUCAUACUCCGGUCCAGCUAUAACAGGGCUAAUCUGUUCUAUCAG